Molecule: messenger RNA, 1808 nt
Organism: Prinia subflava (tawny-flanked prinia)
Lineage: Eukaryota; Metazoa; Chordata; Aves; Passeriformes; Cisticolidae
Gene: ENHO
Product: energy homeostasis associated
Exons: 2
Coding region: 494-679 (61 amino acids)
Source: RefSeq, a predicted model, not a curated record
GCGGGGCUGCGGCACCCACGGGCGGCCGCGGCGGGACCGCGCCGGCUGCGAGCGCUCCGCGGGGCCGCGCCGGGGCCGCUCCGCGCCGGGACCCCGCGCCGCCAGCCCCCUCCGCGCCGGGCCCCGGCCCUGGCAGCGCCGCCCGCCCUCCCGCCGGCACCGGGGUUCCGGCGGUACCUGGGGAGAAGCGGAGGCAGGUGUUGGAGGGAGAACAGUGAUCCCGGUGUCCUCACUGCCCUGCCGGAGGAGGGGAAAUCCAGAGAAAGCUUCCCUUGUGGUGUGGUGCAGCCUGGGACACAGCUGUGAGUGGCCAAACUGACAGGGUGACACUGUCCUGCUGCCGGUCUGGCCCCAUCCCACCGCCAGCACCACGGCCGUCCCCUUUGUCCCCUGCCAAUGCCAGCAGGUGGAGGCUGCACGCUCGAUCACUGCCCUGGCGUCCCAAGCGUGAGACUGGGCUGUGGGCCCCGCCGGUUCCUGCGGGACAGCGGCCAUGGCGGCUGCUCUCUCCACCGGAGCGAUCGUGGCAAUUUCCUUUAAUUGUGUCAUCGCAGUGCUCAUCCUCAUCCUCUUCCUCAUCCUCUGCAAAGCCUGCAGGACCCCCUCAUGUCCCAAGAAGACCCCGGCUUCUGAUGUGGAUGAGUCAAGGAAUGAAGAGAAGUACCUGCUGCAGCCCUGAUCUGCCUGGGGAUUGGGGUAUCCGCUUGUGCCGAAGGAGUUGUGCCAGACUGGAUGCCUGUGCUGCGACUCAAGUGCUGGACCAGGCACUAUGAAAGCUGAGGGAACCCCCAACUACUUGCAGUGGCUGUGACAAGGGACACAGUCCUUUGCCUUUGUGGUUCUGGUGUGUGAAGUUCCUGCGAGUGCCCACAGUGAUGAUGGGGAUAGAGAGACAACUGAUGGGGAUAUGCUACAGGGACAGUCAUGCCUGUCCCAGCGGCCACUGAGCACAGCAGGAGCUCUGCUUUCAAGUGCACCCCUUGUUUGGGAAGAGCCUGUGGGCUCUUCUCUGGUGCUCAUGGCCUGGGACAGUGGCAACAACGUCACAAACCCGGGCAAAGCUGGCUGGGGACCUGGAGAGGGGAGACAGCAGGGCUGGCACAAGUCCUUCUUCCUGAGCAGGCUGGCUGCUCCAUGGCAGGGUGUGCCCAGGGGAACCUGAGCAGCCCCAGCUCUGCUGGUAGAGCACGGUGUUACCAGUUUAGAUGUUUAGGGGUGGCCCUGGGUGCCAUGUGCCCUCAGCCUCAGGUGGGCAUUUGGCAGACGUCUGCCCAAGAAGUGGGUUUAAUGAGGCACAAAAGGGCCUGCAUGGUCUGCCUGAUCAUCCCCAGCCUGUCUUGUCAGUCCUCUCCAGCAUUAGCACCAACGCUGCUAGGCAAAUGACCCUCGUCCUCCUCGCUGGGUGUGUAUCCCUGCCUUCCCCCCACCCCACCUGCUCCCAGCCGAGGCCAGCCAGUGGUAUUUGCCCUGUCUGUAAGCAGCAGAUGUGCCCUUGCAGGCAUCUCCAAUCCCGCUGAGAGCAGUCUGGUGUGGCUUUUUCCUGGGGAGAUGGGAGACAUGGGAAGAUGAGGGUGCCUGGACAAAUAGCUUUGAAGGUUCUUUGACCCUGCCUGUUCCCUGGGGAUCACAGUGGCUGUGUGGGGAGGGAUGCUGAUAUCUGGCUUGUCUGCAAGCCUGGCAGCUGCAUCCCCUGCCCUGCCAGUGGGUGCUGUGGGUUUUGGAGGGCUCUGCCUUGCCUUUCCUAGAGCCGAGCAAUAGCCACUGUCACCGCUGGCAUAGCCACUGCAAUAAGGGGACAGAAGGGUGGG